Molecule: messenger RNA, 2164 nt
Organism: Phlebotomus argentipes
Lineage: Eukaryota; Metazoa; Arthropoda; Insecta; Diptera; Psychodidae
Product: cGMP-dependent protein kinase egl-4-like
Exons: 3
Coding region: 1-1911 (636 amino acids)
Biological process (GO): protein phosphorylation
Molecular function (GO): ATP binding; cGMP-dependent protein kinase activity
Source: RefSeq, a predicted model, not a curated record
AUGAAGCUGCUGUGCUGUUCAAAGUCUUGGAAUAUAAAUUCCCAACAAUUUGACAGAGACAACGAUGUAUUUGAGAUCGUAUCACCCCUUCCAUGUGGGACCAUAAAGCAAGAUAAACCGUUCUCAAGUCCCCCACUUCAGCGACGUCUUGGCAUACGUGCCGAACCGCCAAGUUUGAAUGUUGCAGAGACUCAAACCAUUCCCAAGGAUAGGGAGACCGUCGAGUUCCUGAAGGUUGCCAUCCUCAAGAAUGACUACCUUAAGAACAUCAUGGACGACACGAGAUUGCAGCUGCUCGUGGAUGCAAUGAGUCCGGGAUUCGCGGAGGAGAACACCAUGAUUAUUCGCGAGGGAGACGAAGGAGACGCCAUGUAUGUGUCCUUUGAGGGAAAGUUCGCAGUGCUGAUUGACAAUAAGUUCAUGGGAGAUUUUGGACCGGGAACCUUAUUUGGAGAGCUCGCGAUUCUCUACAUGGCUAAGCGAUUCGCCUCAAUUCAAGCACGCACAAAUGUGCGAUUCUACAAACUCCCGCGACAAGUCUUCCAGAAGAUCAUGGUGAACACAGGACGAGAGGAGAGAGAGCACAACCUGCGUUUCCUGAAUAGCGUACUGUCGUUCCAGCGCUUCUCGAAUCGAUCAUUUGUCAUCAAUCGAAUGGCCGAUCUGCUCAGACGGGAAUUUUAUCCAUCCGGCUGGGAGAUCAUAAAGCAAGGCGACAAAGCUGACAAGUUCUACAUAAUUCGGGGCGGAACAGCGACGGUGACGCAAACAUACGAGAACGGGAGAGUCCUGGAAGUGGACGUGCUCAAGCGUGGAGACUACUUCGGUGAUCGAGCUCUGAUCACCGAAGAAACGCGCGAUUGCUCAGUGAUCGCUAAUAGUCCGGGAACGGAGUGUCUCAUCCUCGACAAGAGGGACUUCAUAAGAUACGUGGACUACAAGGUCUUGGAUCAGAUGGACACAAAACUGUCGAUGAAGGAUUUAACUGUGAUUGGCACGCUCGGUGUCGGUGGCUUUGGCCGUGUUGACUUGGUGACCGGACCAAACAACGAAACAUACGCUCUCAAGUGUCUUAAGAAAGUGGAUGUUGUUCAGCAACAACUGCAAGAGGAGGUUUACAGUGAGAAAAAAUUGCUGAAAAUGUGUGAUCACAGUUUUAUAGUUAAGCUGCGUGCCACUUUCAGAGACACCCGCUUUGUCUACUUCCUAAUGGAGCCCUGUCUCGGCGGUGAUCUCUGGACACUGCGUCAGAAGAAGAAGAAAUUCCGCGAGCCAGACGCCAGAUUCUAUCUGGCGUGCGUGAUAAGGGCCAUUGAGUACCUUCACUCGCACAAUAUCAUCUAUCGAGAUCUCAAGCCCGAAAAUCUCAUGCUAGAUUCCACAGGAUAUCUCAAAUUGAUUGACUUUGGAUGCUCUAAAAUGACAGUUCCAGGUGAGAAGACGUACACAUUCGUCGGGACGCCCGAGUACAUGGCGCCGGAGAUGAUCAUGAACAGAGGCUAUUGCCGAUCAAUUGACUGCUGGUCAGUCGGUGUGCUCGCCUAUGAGUUGCUCACGGGAAAGUCCGCCUUCGUCGGACAAACGAAUCUGGCCAUCUUCAGCAGGAUUCUCAAGGGCAUCCCCACAAAUCAAUACCCAUCUCAUCUCUCCAAGGAGGCCACGAGUCUUGUCUCGGGACUCUGCCGUGUGAAUCCCAUCACGAGACUCGGGUGCCAGAAGGAGGGCAUCUCUGGCCUCACAGAGCACGAAUUUUUCCGCAAGUUCAACUGGAAAACCCUCACAGCCAUGACAAUGAAACCACCGCACGUGCCAAAGGUGAAAAAUCUCGCUGAUCUCUUGGAAGACACCGAUCCCAAAUACGAACUGCCGCCAGAGGACUUUUCCGGAUGGGAUCAGGGAUUCGAGAGCUAAAUUGCAUGUUAUUUAUUUCACAUAUUUAUACUGUCUUUUCUACUUGUGCUAUUUAUAAAUUGUACACUUGAAAUCCACCUUUUUUUUCGCCUGCUUAUUUGCUCUUCCACUCUUGUUCAUGUCUCGCACUUUUUGUUCUCUCUCGAGCACUUUCACUAAAUUGGAUGAUAUGGGGAUAUAUUUUCCAGAGUGGCCAUGACUGUUCAGUCACAGCGAAGCGUAGAAAAUGAAUUAAAUCUACAUUCAUUUGCAG